UGAGAGAGCCUGGCGUACACUUCUUUCCCUUCUCGCCACUCCAGCUGCGCCCAUGUCAGCCGGGCACAUAAUCAGUGUGCCAUAAAGCAGUAGAUGCUCCUUAUCGCGGUGACCCGACGGGUUCACGUUACUUCACAGGGUUCAUCUGAGGAGAGGUCUCGGCCCCUCCUGUUCCCCCGAGACCCGGAGCGGAGCGAAACCUAAAUGUUAUUCAUUUCUGUAUCAAUAACGGAGUUCCAUUCGCAGUCACCAGAGCCGACGAAAAGGUUCACAGGGAGUCGUUACUUCACUCCCUUUUAUAAUGGGAAGUCCUGAUAGCUGAAAAUGUCACCAAUUUCUGGUUCAUCACGGCUGGCUGAUGACACCUCAACUCCAUACAAUUCCAGUAUUCGUUUCUAACUCUUCACUCAUCUGUACAAUCCUACACUAUGGCGAGCAAGAGGAAAUCCACCGUUCCCUGUAUGAUUCCAUCAAAAAGCAAGCACAUGCGGGAGGACAUCAUACUAGGAUGCUUACCUGAGCUCCUGCCCACAAUACCCGAAGACAGCAUCCUCAGUAUCUCUUCAAAAGAUGAGGAAACACAACGAUUCCAUGAUUUCUCGAAAGCCGAACCGAAGACUUCAUGCUGGGAAAGAGGAACAUACAGCUGCCCUCUGUGCUGCUUUGAGUCCGGAGACUUGAACCUGUUUCUUCACCAUAUGGACAACUGUCACAUGGACUUUCAUGCUCAACCAAACUUCUACUGCCUGUCUUGCAAGGUCUCAGCUGUGAAGUUUGAAGGUCUCGCUUUACAUAAUGCAAAAUCACAUCCUGAACUCCAUUCAGUGCACAAGAGAGUAUCCUUGCAGGUUACCAAACGAGAUGGGGCUAUCACAGUGGAGCAAACCCUGUUUACAGAAGCAGAUUUAAGUGAAUCCGGAAUAUCCAUUACCAAGACACCCAUAAUGAAAAUGACCAAAGGGGGGCACAAAAAAAUUGUUGUCUCCCAUACAGUUGAGGUACAACGGGCUGAGCCUAGCAUCGACAAGCCCGCAACUGUAACCAAUGGCACUUCAGUAAGGACCUUACCCCUAACAACAUCACAUAUCAUUGGUGGCAUUAUUGCCUCUCCGGUUCAUAAAAUCCCCAACGCACUUGGUAUACCAGGGAUGCAUAACCGUGGUCCUCUGUGGAACUCUAAUCCGUCAUCGCCUGAUUCAAAUGCUGAUCUCCCAAAGGUCAUGAUCCCUCUAAGUAGCAUCCCCACCUAUGAUCCAGCCAUGGAUUUAAGCAGUUUUCUUAAGACAUCUUUUGGUAAGUUCCCUUACCCUACCAAAGCAGAGCUCUGUUACUUGACGGUGGUCUCUGGCUUCCCAGAGGAGCAGAUCAAGCUCUGGUUCACGGCCCAAAGGCUGAAGCAAGGGAUCAGCUGGUCUCCUGAGGAGAUUGAGGACACACGUAGAAAGAUGUUCAACACUGUAUUCCAAGCCCCACCGAAAACAUCACGGAAUCAGUCGCAUCACCCCUUUUCCCAACACUGUGUUUCUGUCCAGUCCGCCUCUUUGAUUUCUAACUCUACACAACAAAUACCAAAGGGAAGUGUAAUGGGUUGGAAAGGAGGGGUCAUAGUCAGCCAGUCUAGUGUGACCAAGGCCACAUCCCUUAAGCAGCAGCAGCAGCCAGUGGUCCAGACGCCACAGGUAAAUAUCCAUCAUGCUGUCAUUACUAAGGAAACUGGAAAAGAAUUAUCUUGUCGGACAGCUGAGAACUGCAAAAUUGCAGGCAGAGGAGGUAGCGUUAGCAAUCAUGGACACACUGGAAAAGGCUGCAGCUCGUCCAUUAAGACUAGCGUUAGCUUCUUGCCUGGCGUUCCCAAGAGUCAAAACAGCAGUUACAUUGAGGGCAGCAUUAUGACUCUGACGAACAUAGUCAGGAAAAUUGACUGUCAUGUCAAUGACAGGAACGCAAAUUGCACCAGCAAAUCUAACAUCAGUCCAACUUCCAUUCAUGGGCAACAGAAAGCAUCCAGUAAUGCAAAAGAAAACAGCAACAGCAGCUUUGCCACCACCAGCAAAUAUAACAACGGAAGCACUUAUAAAAGCACCAGCCACAGUACUAUUUGCACUAAAAGCGAGGGAAACAUCUUAGACCACACCAGCAAAAGCAACACUGACACUAGUGUCAUUUGUAGCAGCAGCAGCAACAUACAAACUGAAAAGUUUAUACCACCCCUUACCCAUAGCCUGUUCCCACAGCCUGGAAGUCUCAUGGAUCCAUCCCUUGGAAAGGGCAAGGUAUUACCUGAGCAACCAGUGACUUUGAAGCAAAGCUUUAUCCAUAACUCAUUCCCAGAACAAAAGCAGUUUCUUGCACCCCAAGGUCAACCAUACCACAUACGUACUUUGACAGACUCCCAGUCUGCUGUGGGGGUAUCGUUUAGUAACUUGCCCCAGAGCUCCCUUCAAUCUAACCCUGCAGCAAGUUCAUGUCUUCAGGAGGAAACGAGUCAACACUCCUCUCCAUCCCUUUCUGCUCCUCAAGAGCAACAUUCUCCAAAAACCCUGCUGGGAGCACCUCAGGUCCAGUCCACAGGCUCUACUGCCGUCCACUACAAGGAACAUGACCCCAAGCACUUACUUGCCUUAGACAAAGACUCUAAGCAAUCAAAUUUUGAUAAAGAAAGGUUGCACAGAAACAUAACGCAAAAAGAAAAUGAAGGAAGCGUUUCUGAACACCACAGCGGAAUUACAAAUACAUUUUACAAGGCUGACAGGAACGAGCAUAGCAACCUAAUUAACACACUAGAUACUUUCACAAACAAUAACACUAACAAGGCUAAACAAGGCAUGCCACUCUUACAACAAUAUAUACAGAAAGUGGACCAAUGGGAAAGCAACAGUGACUAUCAUGAAGAGUCGAAUGUGAGCCCUAUGAAGAUAAACGUAAUAGCGUUGAACAAAGAAGAGAGUUUGUACAAGACCAACAGCAAGCAGCAAAUCAGUAAGUCAUUGGAGAACUUGAUCAAUGAUGGUGGUCCUAGCCAUAAAAACAAAUCUUCAGAAUGGCUCGAAAGCUACCGGCAUGUACCGGUGGAGGCUGAGGAGCGUAUAUCUGAUAUAGGUAACACUGAACCACAUCAACCAGAUAACCUUGUGGGGCUUGAAACAGAGCAAGUAAAACAUGACCUACACCCGGAGCGGAAAAGUAUUUUUCAGAGUCUAGACUCUGAAACUCCUACGCUGCCGAUAAAGAACAAAUCCAAAGUGGCUACAGUGGAUUUAGACAAAUCAACUACAGGAGAACAAGACUACUGGGAGAUAAAAGAUGAGGAGCAUCAGCAACCAAUGGGCAACCAGAGUUUGAGGGGGCAUCAAGCGCAAGACAGUCAAUCAAGGGACUGUCUGAGAGGAGAGCUUCUGAAAGUUUAAGGACUUCACUCUGCAAGACGAAGAGGCAGAGGAUCCCGUACUCAUUCUGAACAUUACGUUUGUUGUUUUCUUUAAAUAUGACAGCUGAUGAGAUUGUAACAUUUGUGAUGGUCAGUGGACAUGAGUUUUCGGAAAACGGCCCAAUCCAGAGAGUAGCCGCUACAAAUGUAGGUCUGAUUUGAUUUAGGUAAAUUCUGUGUAGGAAACUAUGAUGUAUAUGCUUGAAACUGCACUAUCGAGGGUGUACUGGACAUUAGGAAUGUCAGUUAGAUAUUGUGAUACUUUGUAACAUGUCAGAUAAUCAGCACUUCUGCAAUGCCUUGGGUUUUACAUUAUUUGUUGGGAUAUUCCAACCAGUUUUCCCUUCUUCAUGUCCAGAUCAAAUAAGUUCUCCAUGGUUUAUUUUUUCACACAACAUUGAGCAGUUAGCGACAAAUCAUGCACUAUAACUCGCUUUAGUGGUGUCUGUCUGCACACACAACAAAUUGGCCAGACAUUGCCUUAAACGUCACCUUUCUAUUUCUAUGACUGGCUGCACAAACAAGCAACUGUGUUGAUGUGUGUAUAAAUUGGGGAUUUGAAAUCCCAACAGAACUGCUGCUAUAUCUUCGGAGGUGUUUUUUUAAUAAGCAUUAACAAGAUUAUUAUAUGUGAAAAGCUUAAAA
Sinocyclocheilus rhinocerous is the source of this 4072-nucleotide messenger RNA. RefSeq lists its product as uncharacterized. The coding region runs from base 429 to 3407 and encodes 992 amino acids. Gene Ontology annotation, molecular function: DNA binding; DNA-binding transcription factor activity, RNA polymerase II-specific. NCBI's taxonomy places the organism in Eukaryota, Metazoa, Chordata, Actinopteri, Cypriniformes, Cyprinidae. The transcript is spliced from 3 exons. The record is from RefSeq and is a predicted model, not a curated record. Gene Ontology annotation, biological process: regulation of transcription by RNA polymerase II. Gene Ontology annotation, cellular component: nucleus.